GGAAAGCGGAAGUGACGCCAUGACGUCGACGCGCGUCUAGAGAAGGCGGAAGAGAGAAGGAAGUAGAGGCUGAGGGAAGGUUCAGAGAUAAAGAAAGGAGGAAGGAGGACAAAUAGGGGAAAAAGCAGGAGGCGCCAUGAGCCUGAAGUCGGAGCGCCGUGGGAUCCACGUGGACCAGUCGGAGCUGCUCUGCAAGAAAGGCUGCGGCUACUAUGGCAACUCGGCCUGGCAGGGCUACUGCUCCAAAUGCUGGCGGGAGGAGUACCAGAAGGCUCGGCAGAAGCAGAUCCAGGAGGACUGGGAGUUGGCCGAGAGGCUCCAGCGAGAGGAGGAAGCGGCUGCCUAUGGCAGCACUCAGCCCCCGCCGGGUGCCCAGCCCCUCACCUUCUCCAAGUUCGAGGAGAAGAAGACCAACGAAAAGUCCAGGAAGGUCACCACUGUGAAGAAGUUCUUUGGGGCCUCCAGGCCGGGAGCCAAGAAAGCCACCCAGGAAACAACCGGCGCUAAACCAGAAGCAAUUGGGAGCGAGCUCAGUGCGGACACCUUCCUCAGGGACCUAAGGGAGAUAUUCACUCCCCAUUGGGAGCUCUCCUAUCCAGCUGAAGUCCUGGUUGGCAAGCGCAGAGAGGCCCCUGAGGCCAAGGCCGGGAGCCCCUCCAUCAGCCGGCAGGUCAGCCUGGAGACAGACCGGGUCUCCAAGGACUUUGUGGAGUUCCUCAAGCCCUACCAAAAGCCCGGGCAGGAUCUCUACAAGCAGUGCAAGCUCUUCCUGGAACACAUGCACCACAAGCGGGACCUGAGCAUCGAGGAGCAGUCUGAAUAUGCCCAGGACUUCUAUCAAAACGUGGCUGAGAAGCUCCAGACUCGCUGGAAAGUGCCUCCGGAGAAAGUGGAAAAAGCGAUGGACCAAGUGGAGAAGUACGUCAUGACCCGGCUGUAUAAGUAUGUCUUCUGCCCUGAGACCACCGAAGACGAGAAGAAGGACCUGGCUGUCCAGCGAAGGAUCAGGGCUCUGCACUGGGUAACCCCACAAAUGCUGUGUGUCCCUGUCAACGAGGAAAUCCCAGAGGUCUCUGAUGUGGUUGUGAAAGCCAUCACAGACAUCAUUGAGAUGGACUCCAAGCGGGUUCCGCGGGAGAAGCUGUCGUGUGUGACCAGCUGCAGCAAGCACAUCUUCACGGCCAUCCGCACCACCAAGGAAGAGCCGGCCUCGGCUGACGACUUCCUGCCCACCCUCAUCUACAUCGUGCUCAAGGGCAACCCGCCCCGCCUCCAGUCCAACCUCCAGUACAUCACCCGCUUCUGCAACCCCAGCCGCCUCAUGUCCGGGGAGGACGGAUACUACUUCACCAACCUGUGCUGUGCAGUGGCCUUCAUUGAGAAGCUAGACGCGCAGUCCCUGAACCUGAGCCAGGAGGACUUUGACCGCUACAUGUCUGGCCAGGCCUCCUCCUCCUCCUCGCCCCGCCGCCCGGAGCCCCUCUGCCCGGAAGGGAGCCCCCUCCGCCAGGCCCGGCACAACCUGGAGCUGCUGGGCCAGCUGAGCCGGCGACAGGAGCGUGUGGAGCGUGAGGCCCGGCGCCUGGAGCGGGACCUGAUUGAUUGGACGGAGGGGCUGGGCCAGGAGGUGCGCGACCUUGUCCAGCGCUGCCCCCUCGACCUCAAAGGCCCUACCCCGCCAGCUCCCCUGGCCCUGGCCGCCAUCGACUCCGAAAACCUGGAGGACCCCCGCCUUCCGCCCCCCCUCCAGCCCCAGGUUUACGCCGGGUGAGGGGGUCCCGUGAGAUCAUCCAGACCCUCCCUUGCGCAUCUAUCGGUACUGGGUCACCUAUGCCCCUUUUCCCUCUAGAUACAGUCUCCCAAGGGCUUCCAGACUUCCAUUCUGGGCAAUGGGACCCUCUCGUUGGGGCCCCUUGAGGUCAUCUAUCCCCUCCCAAUUACAAAAGCAGAGAGGUCACAUUGCAACUGGGUCCCCUACACUCCUUUUCCCUCUAGAUCCAGUCUCCCAAGGGCUUCCUGGGCUUUGGGUCUUUGCUUGGGGGCUUAUGGGCAAUGAGGCCCUCUCUUUUGGGCCCCUUGAGGUCAUCCAGACCCUCCCUUGUGCAUACUGGGUUCCGUAGACACUUUUCCCCUCAGGUUCAGGGAUGACUCUUUUGGGACUGCCAGAAGUCCAACCAUUCUGUGCAAUGGGCCCCUCUCUCUGGGGCCCCUUGAGGUCAUCUAUCCCCUCCCACUUACAGAUUGCAACUGGGUCCCCUACACUCCUUUCCCCUCGGAUCCAGUCUCCCAAGGGCUUCCCAUGCUUUGGGUCUCUGCUUGGGGGCUUCUGGGCAAUGAGGCCCUCUCUUUGGGGCUCCUUGAGGUCAUCCAGACCCUCCCUUGUGCAUCCAUCUGUACUGGGUUCCCUACACCCCUUUCCCCUUUGAGUGACGGCUCUUUUGAGACUUCAGCUCCCAGAAGUCUAGCCAUUCUGGGCAAUGGGUCCCUUGAGGUCAUCUAUCCCCUCCCAAGUACACAAGCAGGGAGGUCACAUUGCAACUGGGUCCCCUAGACUUCUCUUCCCUCUGUAUUCAGUCUCCCAAGGGCUUCCCAGGCUUUGGGUCUUCCAUUCUGGGCAAUGAGGCCCACUCUUUGGGGCCCCUUGAGGUCAUCUAUCCCCUCCCAAGUACACAAGCAGGGAGGUCACAUCGCAACUAGGCCUCCUACACUCCUUUUCUCUUUGGAUUCAUUCUCCCAUGAGCUUCCCAGGCUUUGGGUCCUUUGGGGACUUCUGUUCUGAGCAAUGAGGCCCUCUCUUUGGGGCCCCUUGAGGCCAUCCACCCCCUCCUUCUUUUGCACACAGAUUGGCACUGCUUUUCCCUCUGGAUUCCUUCCCCCAAGCUUUGGAUUCUUUGGCCUGACAGACAUGAAUUCUGGGAAUUGAAGUCCAAAAAAAAAAAAAACUUUAGCGUUUGGGAUCCAAUUCUCUCUGUCUCGACAUUCAUUCUCCCAAUAGUUUCCCAAACUUUGUUUGUUUUGGGACGCCAUCUCCCAGAAACCUAGUGGGGAAUUCUGGGAGUCAAAGUCCCAAAACAAUCAAAAGUUUGGGAACUAAUUCUCUCUGCGUAACUUUCCCAAACUCAAGGCUGUUUGGUGACUCCAAUUCCCAGAAGCUUGGCCAAGGAUCGGGGAUUCUGGGAAUUGAAGUCCAAACCCUCCCAACUGCUUCCUAUAACUGUUGGACAUCAGUACCCAGAAACUUCGCCAAUUUGGUCCAACAAUCGGGGAUUCUGGGAGUCGGAGUCCAAAUAAUUUCCCAAACUUUCCUAAACUUUGGACUUUUGUUCCCAGAAGCCGAGCCACUUAACAAUCGGGGAUUCUGGGAGUUAGACUCUAAACUCUCUCCCAAAAGUUUCCCAAACUUUCGACUUUUGUUCCUGGAAGCCUAGCCACUUUAGUUUAACAACUGGGGAUUCUGGGAGUUGGAGUCCAAAAGCAGCCAAGUGUCUGAAUGGAUGCCUUCUAGGACUGCGGCUCCCAGAAUCCCCUCCUGGAGCAGGAUGCUGGGAGUUGGAGAUUCAUAAAAAAGGACACAGAAUGGUACUAUUUCCCUUAUGCCUCUCUUUUAUCUCUCUUUCUUGUAAAAUCGAUAUUUAAGCAUUGUAAAUAGUGAAUAUUUUCGGGUGCAUGUUGAGGAAUGAAGGAACAAAACAGUCAGAAGGACUACAUGUCCCAUCACUCAUGUAUUUAACCGUAUUUGAGGAGAUUCAACACUCCGCUUUCCAAUAUUAACCGCUUUUAAUCAAACUUUGUAAGAAAUGCGGUAAUAUUUUUUUUCUUUCCUCCAAAAGGUGAGUUGGAAGGAUGAACAAAGAUGGCCUCUGAGCAUAAACAGAGAGUCAUUUCUGGGCUCCACACUUCUUUUCUCUUGAUUACGGUUGAGGCGCUAAAUCUGGUUUCACUCUCCCCCAAAAAAGAUGUAUUUGCUGCUACUAAAAAUGAAAUAAAACUCUCCUUUGUCUCCGUA
Molecule: messenger RNA, 4006 nt
Organism: Anolis sagrei ordinatus
Lineage: Eukaryota; Metazoa; Chordata; Lepidosauria; Squamata; Anolidae
Gene: RABGEF1
Product: RAB guanine nucleotide exchange factor 1
Biological process (GO): vesicle-mediated transport
Cellular component (GO): endocytic vesicle; cytosol
Molecular function (GO): DNA binding; guanyl-nucleotide exchange factor activity; zinc ion binding
Source: RefSeq, a predicted model, not a curated record